AUCAACUACGAUAAGCUCCUACUACUCGGCGACUCAUUGAUGGAAUUUUGCUACAACCAGUUGCCAUAUUCUCACGAAUCUCCAACUGAUAGCACCCCCAAUGACAAAAAUCACAUCAACCAAAAUGAAGCCGAGUAUUUCAAUCAACAGAUCCAUUUCACCUUUGGCUCAGCUUUGGCUCAUGUUUACACAAGAAAAUUAGAUAUUGUUCAAAGAGGUUUUGGUGGGUACAACACAUCCCAUAUAUCGUUGCUUUUGGAGAGCUUAUUAAACAACGAUGAGUUUGUUAAGAAUUUGAAAUUGAUCAUCAUUAGUGGAGGAACUAACGAUGCUUCAACACAAGACAAUGCUUACUUAUCCUUGAAAGACGUCAGGAGCAACUUUGUCAAAAUGAUUAAGCUCAUAAAAGAAAAAAACAUAAAUUUAAUCAUCAUUGGCUCUCCUGUUUAUUUUCCUGAAAUCUUUAGCAAGAUGUGCUAUGAAGACGUUCAAAAGGGUUACAAUUUAGACAACGACUUGGUUCUUCAAUAUCAUAACCAGGCAAGAGAACUUUGUGAACAAAAUGACAUUCCUUUCUUAGAUUUGAGAAGUAUCAUGAUAGACAACUACAAUAGUACCUUGACAAGUGACGGUUUACAUUUAUCUGGUUAUGGGCAGUAUCUCUUGUAUAAGGAAAUGAUGCGUUUGAUUAAACAGCACUUUCCUCAAUUAUAUCCCGAUAAUAUCAUAAAAAAACUACCAACA
This is a messenger RNA of Ascoidea rubescens DSM 1968, 744 nucleotides long. Its product is annotated as SGNH hydrolase. The transcript has a single exon. The record is from RefSeq and is a predicted model, not a curated record. The annotation marks the transcript as partial. NCBI's taxonomy places the organism in Eukaryota, Fungi, Ascomycota, Saccharomycetes, Ascoideales, Ascoideaceae.